CUGUUUAUCAGAUUAAAUUUUUACAUUAAACUUUAAGACACUUCAAUUGAUCACUAACGAUUUAUCUUCAAUAGUCUCUUAACACAUUUUAGUGCUCAUAACUUAAAGGGGAGAAUAGUUAAGAAGGUUAUAUACAGUAGCUCUAUGGAAACUGCACCAAUGCUUUGGUAAGGUAGGUAGGUUACACCGGCAGUAAGACUUCAAGUCGUUCUAGUACGGUUUUUUUUUCAUGGAUCUAGACGUUUUAGAUGGUGUAACUUUCAUCCAAUACCCAUUGGAUGAGGCAACCUUAAGGAAAGUAGUUGAAGAAUGGCCAGUAUCAGUAGAAUUUACUAAAUUAGUGGAAUGGUUAACUAAAGAGCUUCAGUACUUCUGUAAGCUAGAUGAACAUGUAAAUGCUAUUACUACCUCAGAUGAUACCAGUUCCUUUUUAUUAGAGUUGAGCAGUUUCUUAAAAGAACUAGGUUGCACUUACAAAAAUCUUACUGAGGGAAACAUUGAUAACAGAUUGAAAACUAGUAAUGAUAGGUAUUUACUCCUUGACUUCCUGAUAUCAGAGGUCCUUGCUGCAAGAAUUACAAAUGCAAAAAAGCCAUCUAGUAAUGAUAUUGAACUAACCCUAAAUGAAAGUAACAGUGCAGCAUCAAUGAGAAAAAUGCUCAUGGCACUGAGUUUUCCUAAACCUCCUUCUAACAUUACUGCUCAAAUGCUCUUCACGAAAGUUCAGAACAAGGUGAAAGAAUUGUCUGAUAAAUGUAUCAAUGACCCUUUGUUCUGUGGUCUAUUAUCACCGAAGCAGUGGAAUGUCCUCUCUCAAUUGCAAGAUGAUCUUAAGGAGGAAUAUCGGAUUAGAAGGCAAAUGUUGUUAAAAAGGCUUGAUGUUACUAUUCAAUCUUUCCAAUGGUCUGAAAGGAUGAAAGGAAAAGAGAAUGAAAUAGCGAAGCUAUAUUUGGACAAAAGGAAAGCACUUGUGGACGAGCCAUCCGUAUUACUGUCAGAUCUAUUGGCUUCCAGGGCACACCUUGCUAUAUUGGAGAAGACAUCAAAUUCAAAUGUUAGAAAGAAUACUCAGUCGUCGUUAAACAAAGUUAUAAUUGGAAGGGUUCCGGAUCGGGGUGGAAGGCCACAGGACCAGCAGCCGCCUCCUCCAGAGAUGCCAAGCUGGGCACCUCGAGCGAACCAACCGCAAGGUGGAUUUGGUGGUGGUGGAUUUGGCGGUGGAGGAGGUGGAGGUGGACGAGGCGGCGGCCGUGGUGGAGGUCGUGUCCAAGGUGGAUGGAAUUCCGGUGGUGAUGGAUACCAAGGAGGCAGGGGUCACCAGGACAGCUACCAAGGAGGUAGAGGCCAUCAAGACAGCUACCAAGGAGGCAGGGGUCACCAGGACAGCUACCAAGGAGGCAGGGGCCAUCAGGACAACUAUCAUGGAGGUGGGAGAGGCUAUCAGGAUAACUAUCAAGGAACCGGUGGCAAUUACUAUCAAGGAGGUGGAGGAAAUAGGGGCAGAGGCGGAAGGGGUCGAGACAGAGAAAGAUACUAGAGGAAGUGAAAAAGGGGUUGCUAACCAACAGAGGAAUUACUAAUCUCGGGACUUCUCUCUAUUUAAGUGAUUGCUGGAUCUGAUCUAAAUGCAGUUCGAAUUGGAUGAGAAGCGAAAUUGUGAUGUAUAUUUCUUGUCCAUAUAUUUAUAUAUAUAUUUUAUAUAUUUGUCAGACAAAUACUGGCAUAUCUAUAUAAAAAUUCCAAGUUUAUAAAUUUAAAUAGAAUUUAUUUAAAUUGUAUUUAUAAAUAUAUUCACAAACUGCAGAAUCAUUAUAUAAUGGAUUAAACCUGUAUAAAAUUUAAUUUAAAAAAAAAUUUACAUUUAUUAAACAUUGCAUAGCAAAUUCAAGAA
Nezara viridula (southern green stink bug) is the source of this 1891-nucleotide messenger RNA. The record is from the annotation of a GenBank genome assembly. Lineage: Eukaryota; Metazoa; Arthropoda; Insecta; Hemiptera; Pentatomidae.